AUGAUUAUCCCUAUUCGCUGCUUCUCCUGCGGAAAGGUCACGGGGGAUCUGUGGGAGCGCUACCUCCAGCUCAUUGCCGACCCUCGGAAGACGGACGGAGAUGCCAUGGACGAGCUCGGCCUGAAGCGAUACUGCUGCCGCCGCAUGAUCAUGACACACGUGGACUUGAUUGAGAAACUGCUCAAGUACACUCCAGACGGCCGGAACGAAAAGAAGCAACGGCUCAACGAGCUUGCCUAG
Messenger RNA from Hirsutella rhossiliensis, 240 nucleotides. Its product is annotated as RNA polymerases N / 8 kDa subunit domain-containing protein. Gene Ontology annotation, cellular component: RNA polymerase I complex; RNA polymerase III complex; RNA polymerase II, core complex. Lineage: Eukaryota; Fungi; Ascomycota; Sordariomycetes; Hypocreales; Ophiocordycipitaceae. Bases 1 to 240 code for a protein of 79 amino acids. Gene Ontology annotation, molecular function: DNA-directed RNA polymerase activity; zinc ion binding; DNA binding. The record is from RefSeq and is a predicted model, not a curated record. Gene Ontology annotation, biological process: transcription by RNA polymerase I; tRNA transcription by RNA polymerase III; transcription by RNA polymerase II. The transcript has 4 exons.